GAAGAGCCACUGAAGUUUUUUUAAAGAAAUACGUGACAAGACUGAACAUGCCUGCUCAAACAGAGGGCUUCCCAGAGGCAACUACGGCAUUGGAAAAACCUGAAGGCAAAAGUGCAAAACAUCCAGUACUUGAAAAAAGAUGUCAGCAUGAGGUCAUGAUGAUGGGCAGCGCCCGCGUGGCCGAGCUGCUGCUGCUCCACGGUGCGGACCCCAACUGCGCGGACCCCGCCACCCUCACCCGACCCGUGCACGACGCGGCCCGGGAGGGCUUCCUGGACACGCUGGCGGCGCUGCACCGAGCCGGGGCGCGGCUGGACGUGCGCGACGCCUGGGGCCGCCUGCCCGUGGACCUGGCUGAGGAGCGGGGCCACCGCGACGUCGCCCGCUACCUGCGCGCGGCCGAGGGAGACUGA
Molecule: messenger RNA, 413 nt
Organism: Balaenoptera ricei (Rice's whale)
Lineage: Eukaryota; Metazoa; Chordata; Mammalia; Artiodactyla; Balaenopteridae
Product: cyclin-dependent kinase 4 inhibitor B-like
Exons: 3
Coding region: 48-413 (121 amino acids)
Biological process (GO): negative regulation of cell population proliferation; regulation of cyclin-dependent protein serine/threonine kinase activity
Cellular component (GO): nucleus
Molecular function (GO): protein kinase binding; cyclin-dependent protein serine/threonine kinase inhibitor activity
Source: RefSeq, a predicted model, not a curated record